Molecule: messenger RNA, 1243 nt
Organism: Electrophorus electricus (electric eel)
Lineage: Eukaryota; Metazoa; Chordata; Actinopteri; Gymnotiformes; Gymnotidae
Source: RefSeq, a predicted model, not a curated record
GUAGACACUCUUGACUUCAUCCACAGCUGUCAUCCUCAGGCAAAACAUCAAUUUCCUUCAUCCUGCAGCAACGGGAGACAAUUCAGUCUGCUGUCCUAGAGAAGAAUGGGUUCCAGCCCCUGCUUAAAAGGCCUCCUUCUUUUUUUAUUGCUGCAAAUAAGUUUGCUCCUGUAUGUACAGGGGCAAACUUUAAACUCUACUUCAGGGGAUAUUUCAAUGAAUGUAAAUCUGCUUAAUGACACUUGGAACAUAUCAGACAAUUCAACUCUAAGAGAAAACAAUACAGCAGGUUCAAACAGAACAAAUAGCACAAACACUGCAACAUUAUCCUGUCGAAUUUCCAAAUGUAAUUCCUCAUCAUGCUACAGUACAUUUAUGAGUACAAACGCCACCUUCUGCUCAGCCACUGCCAAAUAUUGUGAGUUGAGGAAAGAAGAUUAUAUGGGGUAUUCUGUGAACUGCGCUACUACCUGCUCCGCUUCCUGCACCAACGCCUCUCAGACAAACUGCUCUGCUGGGUGCUGUAGCUCCGAGACCUGCCUCAUCUCUACUCUCGCCACCCUGGCCAACUCCUCCAUCGUGACAAAGGCUCCUACAACAGCGUACACCACUCCAACUACUACAGUGACCACAACUUCAACAGUCACUGCUGCAAACAAUGGAAAGAAGUGCCAUAAGAUUAGCUGUAAUGGAGACAGUUGUUAUCAAGGCAAAACAGAUGUGAUGCUGUGUGCUCCUUCUCAGAACUACUGUAUGCUGAAAAAGACAACAACUGGGACAGUAGCGUCAUGGACAGCAGGAUGCAUCGAGGACUGUAGCAAGGAGACAGUCUGCACAUCCUCAACUACUAACUGCUGCUUAGAAUGUUGCAAUGCUACCGCCAUGGCAUCCUGCCUAAAGUUGACAGGCCAAGUGAACAUGCCCAACUCUGUCAGCAGGGGGCCUUACUCACCCAUGCUUCUGAUGGCCUCUUUGCUACUCCUUUGGUUACUAAGCAUGACAGCACUAGCAUAAUACACUUCUGUCAUUUGGUAAAUUCAGCUCAGCAUCAGUGGUAGAUCACUGCAAGAAACACUUUCUUCUAUUCAUGGGAAUAUGGCUGCAUCAGUGCAUGUUUGUGUGUGAAUGUUUGUAUCUGUGUGUGUGCGUGAGAGCAGAUGCAAGAAAGAAUGUGUGUUAGCUAUGUAACUAUGUCAGACGGCGCUUCUUCAUGUAUCUAUAGAAAGGUGUGUGUGUGUGUGUG